GAGUCCCCAUUAAUGCAGGUCGCCGCCGAUAUUUGGGUUCUUUCACGAUAUCCGACACCAACUGCUGAGGUCAACAAUUUGAUGCACUUCUUCGUGCAUUGGCUUACAACGUAAGCACACCUAUAGCUCCAGAGCUCUCCGGCUUCCAGCUCAGUGCGAAAUCGCGUUUAAAGAUGGCCACAUCAGAUGUCCUCAUCGCCUGCCUCGCGUUUUACAUAGUAGUUAACCCUGCAUCCGCCUGGCAGCUGGCCGAAUCCGGCUUAAACGAGUCCAGUUACUAUGUGCGCCAUGUGUCCAUGCACUACUCCCGGGUGUUCCUAAGCGUGAAUGUGGAAACCAAUGACUCGCCAACUUUAAUUGAAGCCCAGUGGCCGGUUGCUUACUUUCCCAUGCCCACUGUGGUCUUUCCUAGUCGGGAUGUUCAUGCGAAUGGAGAUCAUUCGGAUUGCUCGCGGUUGCAGCAGGCUCACUGGUCGCAGGUGGAUGCACUGAAUCGAUUGUGGGUCAUGGACACGGGAUUCCCCGCCAGCAAGUGCUCGCCGAGGUUGUUUGUUUUCGAUUUGAUACGCAACAAUGCAGAGCUCUUGAGGAUCGACUGUGGACAAUAUAUUGGAGCAAACGAAACUGAAAAUUUGGUGGUGCAAAUGGGCCCCAAGCUGGGCUGCGAGCAGGAGCGCCAUAUAUACUUUGUCCUGGGUCAUCAUGUGCCCGAAAUCCUGGCCUACGACAUCCUAGAGCAGACCUGGCAUCGCCGUUCGUUGACGAGCCACAAGUUCGAGAACAUGAAUCAGUCGUUUCCCAUUCAGCCAGUGGAUUUUACCUUUGGCCUUCAGGGGGAACUCAUUCUAGCUGGCGAGGAUGGUGAGCUAUACAGCACUGUGGAGAGACUGGAAAUGGAUGAGGAGAAGGACGGUAUUAAACUCAAUCACUUGGGCAGUCUCCUGGGCAGCAGUCGCAGCAUGAUAAUGGAUACCUCCGGCACUUUGUACUAUGUAAUCCCCAAGUUUGGAGCUGUGGUGCGUUGUGCUCAGCUGGAGAACAUCACGGCCGAGGGCAAUGAGAUAAUCUAUUUGACCUCCAAGAACAUACAGCAGAUAUUCUUUGGCUUUAAUGGGGCUUUGUGGGUUCUCAGUGAUAGGGUCUUGAAGGCUCAGGAUAUGUGCUUUCCAAGGUAUUAACCCUUGAAGUUCCAAAAGUGCUGGAGGCA
This is a messenger RNA of Drosophila kikkawai, 1207 nucleotides long. It is a transcript of the gene yellow-k, whose product is annotated as L-dopachrome tautomerase yellow-k. The record is from RefSeq and is a predicted model, not a curated record. NCBI's taxonomy places the organism in Eukaryota, Metazoa, Arthropoda, Insecta, Diptera, Drosophilidae. Gene Ontology annotation, cellular component: extracellular region.